AGUCUCGUUUUGUCGUUCAAAAUGUUACGAAUGGAAAAUCGAUACCUGGGUUAAUUUGAAAAUAUACUUUUCUGAAAAAAAUUAAUAAAAAAGGCUUUCUAUUUCGAAAAUUUAAAAGUGAAUAAAUUAGAAACAUUUUUAAAUUAUUUUUCUUAUUUAAAUUUUUUUUAUUGUUCGGUAGUGUGGUUAAUUAAUAAUCGAAUAUGGAUCCCUGUUAAUUGCAGUGACCGAGCACGUCAAUAAUUACCUAGCACGUGCAUAUUAAAUAAGCAUUUAUUAUCAACCGUGAGUGCAAUCGAUGAAAAGAGUACGAAAGAGAAACCAUAAUCGUCUGAAGGAGCUGUUAAAAUAGAAACUAAAGAAUGGAAGUCACACAAUCUCUCAUAACAGUAUUUUACACCCAACUUCAUUUUGACUAUGUGACAUUAGUACUUGUUGCAGUAAAAGGAAUAAUUAAAAUAUUUUUGUUUGUCAUUGCUUGCAUUAUGGGACCAAUAUCAGCAAUUCGUCAUUUAAAAAAGCCAAAAAGAUGUCCUCCAAUUACAAACCAACUAAUUUUCCUCCCAGCCACCGAAGUGGCAAGAAGAAUAAGGAGAAGAGAGAUAACUAGUGAAGAGGUGGUUUCAACUUAUAUAGCUCGCUGUCGAGAAGUGAAUCCCAUAUUAAAUGCGAUAGUUGAAGAUAGAUUUGAAAUUGCUUUAAUGGAAGCACGGCAGAUUGAUAAUUUCUUGAAAACUGAUAAAAAGACAGUAGAAGAACUCGAGAAAAAUGUACCAUUGCUGGGGGUACCAGUUACUGUGAAGGAAAGUAUUGGAGUGGAGGGAAUGAGUCACGCCGCUGGUGUGAAGAAGCCAAAACCACGAAUAGCUAUGGCGGAUGCUGAUGUGGUGAGAAGAACACGACUAGCUGGAGGCAUUCCUUUGCUGGUCAGUAACACCCCCGAGCUUUGUUUAUGUUGGGAAACCUACAACAAUGUCACGGGUACUACCAAAAAUCCUUAUGACAAUAGAAGAACAUCCGGUGGUUCUUCGGGCGGUGAGGCUGCCCUUUUAGGGGCCGGGGCUUCAGUUCUUAGUCUCGCAUCAGAUAUUGGCGGAUCGUGUAGACUUCCGGCAAUGUUCUGCGGUGUUUUCGGACAUAAACCGACUCCAGGCUGGGUUUCUGUUUCUGGACACUACCCGGACUGUACUGACAAAAAGUGGCCUUCGUUCUUUACGAUUGCCCCUAUGGUUCGAUAUGCCAAGGAUCUGCCGAUGUUUCUUAAAGUUAUUAGUCAGAACCCAGAAGUGGCAAAUCGUCUUGAUCAAAAAGUAGACUUGAAGAAAUUGAGAUACUUUUACUUCGAACACGAUAAAAGCAACGGUCCCAUUAGUGCGAUUGACGAAGAUAUGAAAUCGGCAAUAGAACGUCUCACUAGAUACAUGAAUACUACACAUGGUUCGAUUGUUCAAAAGGCAGAUGUGAAGGACCUGAAGUUCGCUUUUGAGUUUGCAUCAGUUCUUCUCGCAGAACUUGAAGGUGUAGAUUCUAUAUUUAUGAAGGGGACUGACCCACGGGAAUGGAAGAGUGUUACCAUAGAACUCUUGAAGUACCUGUGUUUUUUGUCACCACAUACACUUCAUGCUAUGCUGUAUGGCAUUGUAACGCAAUUCGUUAAAAAAUUGCCAAAGUCAUUUAAAGCUAAAAUGGCUGAGCAGAACCGUUCUGUAAAAAAGGAGCUCGAGGAACUACUAGGAGAUAAUGGAGUCUUAAUUUAUCCAACUUUUCCAUCUGCAGCAUUUUUUCCUUAUCAACUUGCGCAACGGAUUUGUAAUGUUACUUAUAUGAUGAUUUUUAAUUCUUUGCAAUUUCCGGUAACUCAAUGUCCAAUGGGUAUAAAUGGAAAGGGACUCCCAAUUGGAUUACAGAUUGCAGCUAAACCAAAUUGUGAUCAUUUAACAAUUGCCGUCGCUCAGGAAAUAGAAAAGGCUUUUGGUGGCUGGCAACCGCCUGCGAUCGAAGUUAAAGUUGCUUAACAAUUUCGCAUACUAAAUGUAUGAUUUGAUGAGAAACACUUUUGAAAAAAUGCCAGUAUUUAGAAAUUAUCUCACAAUAAAAAAAUUUCUUAUUUGUACAGACACAAGUAUAUAUAUAAUGUAUGUGCGGAGUAACGUGCGGGAAGAGGUAUAGAUUUUUGAGAUAAUUAAUUUUAUUUAUUAUUUAUAUGGAAACAAUAUUAGAUUUUUGUAUAAUCAUUUUGUAAAUAAAAAAUCGCUAUAUUUGUA
This is a messenger RNA of Belonocnema kinseyi, 2264 nucleotides long. RefSeq names its product fatty-acid amide hydrolase 2-A. Lineage: Eukaryota; Metazoa; Arthropoda; Insecta; Hymenoptera; Cynipidae. The transcript has 12 exons. The coding region runs from base 363 to 2015 and encodes 550 amino acids. The record is from RefSeq and is a predicted model, not a curated record.